Gordionus sp. m RMFG-2023 is the source of this 2284-nucleotide messenger RNA. Its product is annotated as iron-sulfur clusters transporter ABCB7, mitochondrial-like. Gene Ontology annotation, cellular component: mitochondrial inner membrane. The transcript has 14 exons. Gene Ontology annotation, biological process: transmembrane transport; intracellular iron ion homeostasis. The record is from RefSeq and is a predicted model, not a curated record. Gene Ontology annotation, molecular function: ATP hydrolysis activity; ATP binding; ABC-type transporter activity. The coding region runs from base 12 to 2162 and encodes 716 amino acids. Lineage: Eukaryota; Metazoa; Nematomorpha; Gordioida; Chordodea; Parachordodidae.
UUAAAUGCAAAAUGUGUAAAACUUUAAAUUUUUUACUCUAUCGGAAGAAUUUCAAUUAUGUUUCUCCCAAAUUUAUUCAUCGACACAAUUUAUUUGUUAGAUUAAAAUUUACUUUUCAUUCCAAUAUAAAUUGCAAAUAUUAUUGCAAUCAGAAAAUUUUUAAUGAAAGUAAAUCAAAAGUUACCGUAAUUAAUGCUUCAGUUAAAGAUAAUAAUGAAAACAAUAAUAUAUUUAGCACUAAUCCUCAAAUUAGUGGUUGGGAGAUAGUUAAAAAAAUGUUUACCUAUGUUUGGCCGAAAGAAUCUCCAGACAUUAGAUAUAGAGUUAUCAUUGCUUUAUCACUGUUAGUUGGAUCAAAAGUUUUAAAUGUUCAAGUUCCCUUUAUAUUUAAAUAUGCAAUAGAUUAUUUAAAUCAAUGCACAAAUGGUAUGCUAAACAUCCCUGAAAAGUUUGAACCUUUCCAAUCAACUCUUCAAUAUGUGAUGUUUAUUAUCAUUGCCUACGGUAUAGCCAGAACCGGUGCCUCCUUAUUCAACGAGCUCCGAACGGCUAUUUUUGCCAAAGUAGCCCAAAAUUCUAUCAGACGCGUAGCUAAGAGUCUAUUUUUACACUUGCAUUCGUUGGACCUCGAUUUCCAUUUAGCCAGGCAGACCGGAGCAUUGGCCAAAGCCAUAGAUCGCGGAACUAGGGGUAUAAAUUUCGUGUUGAGUGCCUUGGUCUUCAAUUUGGUACCUACCAUCCUAGAGGUGUUAUUCGUUACCGGAAUUUUAUGGUACAAAUGCGGUGUAGAAUACGCUUUAGUCGUUUUGACCUGCAUGUCAGCGUACACCGCGUGGACUUUAUCCAUCACCGCUUGGAGAACAAAGUACAGGAUACAAAUGAAUAAGGCCGAGAAUGAGGCUGGUAACAGAGCUAUCGAUUCUAUGAUCAAUUACGAGACCGUUAAGUAUUUUAACAACGAAGCCUACGAGGCGAACCAAUACGAUAAAUUGCAAGCGAAUUACGAGACCGCUUCCAUCAAGACGGCUCUUAGUUUAUCCGUUCUCAAUUUCGGGCAGAACAUCGUAUUUAGCGGGGCAUUGGCUUUUACCAUGAUACUCGUUAGCCAGGAAAUAUUGAAAGGUGAAAUGACGGUUGGCGAUCUUGUUUUGGUAAACGGGCUCAUAUUCCAACUCUCUUUACCCUUAAAUUUUUUGGGCACUGUUUACAGGGAAAUAAGACAGAGCAUGAUCGAUAUGCAGGCCAUGUUUACCUUGAUGAAAAUACAGCCUCGUAUCAAGGAUAUCCAGACGUACCCUCCCUUGUUUCCUAAUUAUGCACUUCACAAUAACGACAUUGAUUUCAAUAGGGAACACCCUUUUAACGCCACUAUCGAAUUUUCGAACGUUAAUUUUGGGUACACCCGAGAGAGGGACAUAAUUCAAGGCCUAUCCUUCCACGUUCCCUCCGGUAAGAAAGUAGCCAUAGUUGGGGGAAGCGGAUGCGGAAAAUCCACUAUAAUACGUUUACUAUACCGUUUUUACGAUCCUAAAUUUGGUAUCAUAAGCAUCAAUGGGCAGAAUAUCAAAAAUGUUACUUUGGAAAGUUUAAGGGAAUGCGUCGGUGUAGUGCCUCAAGAUACAGUUUUAUUUCACGAUACCAUAUUACACAACAUCUGGUACGGAAACCUUAAAGCUCCACUGGAAAAGGUAUAUGAGGCGUCUAAAUUGGCCCAGGUACACCAGGCUAUAAUGCUUAUGCCCAAACAAUACGAUACCAUGGUAGGGGAAAGAGGUCUUAAACUUUCUGGAGGUGAAAAGCAGAGAAUAGCGAUAGCUAGAGUUAUACUAAAAAAUCCGGCCAUUUUUCUUUUCGACGAAGCCACGUCAUCGUUAGACGCCAUCACAGAAAAACAUAUUCAAGAUUCAUUAAAAAUCGCCACAGCUGGAAGGACCUCCAUAGUUAUAGCUCAUAGACUAGCUACUGUUAUGGACAGUGAUGAAAUAUUGGUUAUGGAGGGUGGAAAAAUUGUGCAGAAGGGCACUCACGAAAAUCUUUUAAGAUCCAGUCUAAAUGCGAAAUUCGAUAAUUUUUAUUAUAGGUUAUGGAGAACUCAGCUAUCUCAGCAAAAUCAAUCAAAGGCAAAAUUCGAAUAUAAUCAUGACAAAGAAAAAAUUGAAUAAAAUAAUUGAUAAAAAUAUUACUUAAAAAAUUGAGAUAUUGAUAAAACCAUAAUUUAAAAAAUUAUUCAUUAAAUUAUUUAAAUUUCAAGAUGUAAUGUAAAUAAAUUUCAAUUAAAUUAUUG